GUAAUUUUUAAAGUGCAGACCUUAAAGAGCUCCAUCCGAUAGAACCGGUGGUUCUUCCCGAUUAGCUUGGUCUAAAAUCUAGAAAACAUAGAAACUCUUUCCUCUGACAGUUUCCUCGUUAAUGAUGUCUGCAGCGCUCUCCUCUACUGGUAGCAGAAAUGGCGCCACGCUCAGUGGAGCUGAUCCAAACGCCGCUGCAGCUCUAUCGAUACCUGCUGAGAUGCUGCAGGCAGCUCCCGUCCACCGCCAUGCAGCAGCACUAUCGACACGCCAUACGACAGGGUUACAACAGCCACUCGGAUGAAGACGACCCUGAGAGGAUCCAGAUGAUGAUCCAGAGGGCCGUCAAAGAUGCCGAGUGGAUUUUAGACAAAUAUACCAAGAAGAAGUAGGCUCCAUCUCACAGCAGGACAGCGUGUAAAUAUUGCUGCUUUGUUUCCAAUAAACCAUGUGAGUCAUGAAGCCGGAUGUUAAUUAUUUCAGCUCUGUGACGUCUGUGGUGUUUGGACUGGUCCAGGUUAAGGACCCAGCUCAGUCCACCACAGCGAUGGGUCCAGCAGCACUGAUGCGCCGCCGCACGCGUCCGGCUCUAACAGCUAAACCCGGCGUCGGUGCGUUUAGCGUUUCCAGAAAGUCAGGUGGCCGAUACACGAGCUGACUGACGCACAGGACGGGGUUUCUAACCACAUCUGCUAAGAUUAUCUCUGAUAUUUGUUGUUUUCUCAUCAAUUUAAUCAGGAAAUAUGGAGCCGCCUGAAGGUUUCAGCUGAGUGGAAACAUUUGCAUCUCAUAUGCAUUUUAAUUUUCUGGUGAUGUCAUCCUGCUCCUCUCAGUUAUCAGUCAACUUAUCUGAAUUCAAAUUGACUCUGUUUGCUGUUCUAGUUAUUAUUUUAAAUAAAUAA
This is a messenger RNA of Cyprinodon variegatus (sheepshead minnow), 902 nucleotides long. RefSeq names its product LYR motif containing 9 (gene lyrm9). The transcript is spliced from 3 exons. NCBI's taxonomy places the organism in Eukaryota, Metazoa, Chordata, Actinopteri, Cyprinodontiformes, Cyprinodontidae. Bases 159 to 392 code for a protein of 77 amino acids. The record is from RefSeq and is a predicted model, not a curated record.